UUUGGUCUUUUGUCGGACCGUGCGCCAAGCGCGAGAAAAAAAGCAGACGCCAAUUCAUUCAACCCCAAUUCGCAAUUUAAUCCCAUCUUUAAUUCCACCUCCAAUUCCACCUCCAUUCCACCUCCAUUCCACACCAAAGCAAUGCUCGCCGCCCCUUCAAAUCCCAUUCCCCAGUGGCCGCCAUUCGUCGCCAGCGCGCCCGGCAAGGCAAUUCUCUUUGGCGAGCAUGCGGUCGUCUACGGCAAGGCCGCAGUGGCCGGCAGCCUGUCAAUGCGCGCCUACGCGCUGGUGACGCCGCGCACCGACGGGCUCACGCGGCUGUGCCUUCCGGACAUCGGCGUCGACACGACACUCGGCGCUCUGCCAUCCGCAGCCGCCAUAGCCUCACUCGCGCACCCAGGCGACGUCGCCACGCUGCUUUCGGCGGCGCUGCUGCCGCAGGAGGGCCCUGGGCGCACAGCCACGCUCACCUUUGCGUACCUCGCCGGGGCGCUGCUGCCAGCCAGCGUGCGCCAGAGCGGCCUGACGCUGUGCGUGCGGUCAUUGGUGCCGGUCGGCGCCGGGCUCGGGUCGUCGGCGGCGUUCAGCGUCAGCCUGGCGGCGGCGCUGCUGCGGCUGGACGGGCGCGUCAGCGCGGCGGACUCGGCUGAGGAGCGGCAGCUGGUCGACCAAUGGGCGUUCCGCGGCGAGCAGGUGGCGCACGGCACGCCAUCGGGCAUCGACAACGCCGUGGCCACGCACGGCGGCUUCCUGGCGUACACGCGCGGCAGCAGCCCGCGCCAGCUGGGCGCCGCGCACCCGACGCGUGUCGUCAUCUGCGACACGCGCGUGCCCAAGAGCACCAUGGUGCUGGUCGCCGGCGUGCGCGCGCUGCGCGACCAGCACCCGGCCGCCAUUGACUCCGUCAUGGACGCCAUUGGCGCCUUGGCCGAGGACGCCGCACAGCGCUUCGCCGAUCCAAGCGCCGAGCGGCUGGAGGACCAUUUGCGCGGCGCCGUUGCGCUCAACCACGCGCUGCUGGCCGCGCUGGGCGUCAGCCACCCGGCGCUCGAGCGUGUGCGGAUGAUUUCCGCUGCCCAUAAGAUGCCAGCAAAGCUGACUGGCGCCGGCGGCGGCGGCUGUGCGCUGGCGCUGGUGCCGCAAGCGGCUGCUGCGUCGGAGGUUGCCGCUGUGUGUGCGGAGCUGGCCGCCGAGGGCUUCGCCUGCUACCCGACCGUUGUUGGCGGCGCCGGCGUCCAGUGUGCUGCGCGCGUAGGCGCGGAGUCUGUGGCCGCGUGGGUCGAGCGCGUCGCCGGCGGUGGCUGCGGGGAUCUCGCCGAUGCCUUUGCCGCUCUGUCUGCCGACGCGCUGGCCGAGCUGGCGCCGCCCGUGCCAAGCAAAUUGAUCCGUUGAUCCACUGAUUUACUGAGCCCGCGCUGGCAGUGCUGUGGCUGACCCCACAAGUCACCCCUUGCGCACCUUCCCUCCCCCCCAUCACACACCAUGGGC
Molecule: messenger RNA, 1488 nt
Organism: Kickxella alabastrina
Lineage: Eukaryota; Fungi; Kickxellomycota; Kickxellomycetes; Kickxellales; Kickxellaceae
Product: ribosomal protein S5 domain 2-type protein
Exons: 1
Coding region: 142-1392 (416 amino acids)
Biological process (GO): isoprenoid biosynthetic process; ergosterol biosynthetic process
Cellular component (GO): cytoplasm
Molecular function (GO): ATP binding; mevalonate kinase activity
Source: RefSeq, a predicted model, not a curated record